This is a messenger RNA of Diaporthe citri, 2643 nucleotides long. RefSeq lists its product as uncharacterized. The transcript has 4 exons. The record is from RefSeq and is a predicted model, not a curated record. Lineage: Eukaryota; Fungi; Ascomycota; Sordariomycetes; Diaporthales; Diaporthaceae. Gene Ontology annotation, biological process: DNA-templated transcription; regulation of DNA-templated transcription. Gene Ontology annotation, molecular function: zinc ion binding; DNA binding; DNA-binding transcription factor activity, RNA polymerase II-specific. Bases 1 to 2643 code for a protein of 880 amino acids.
AUGGCGAACAGCGAGGCCGGGUUCCACUCCCGCUCCGAGUCGGUCUCGACGCCGGGAGACGGGCCGGCAGACAACCUGGCGGACGUGAACGAGACCACGGCAAACGCGAAGAAGCCCUCCAUUUCGUCCACGGCGGACGCGCAGGCCAAGAAGCGGACGGGCUCGACGGCGGAUACGAACGACAAGGCCGACAAGGCCAACAAGGUCACCAAGCGGCGGGCGCCGCGGGCGUGUGCGUCCUGCAGGGCACGCAAGGUGCGAUGCGACGUGGUCGAGCAGUUCCCCUGCGGGAACUGCCGCUGGGACAAUGUCGACUGCAUUGUCCACGAGAGCCGCCGGCGGAAGAAGAAACUCUUCAACGCAACGGCGAGCUCGACAGGGGCUUCGGUGGGCGCAAUGCCUGGUGCCGAGGCCCUGCAGCACUUGCAAGGAGGGAGCGCAAACGGCGCUGCUGGUCCGAUCAACAUCGCCAGUGCAGAUCUCAGGAGGCCGAGUAAUGUCUCUGCAGCCUCAAUGCCUGGCCUCGAGAGUGUCGGGGGCAUGUUUGGGAGUGUCGACGGCCAGGUUCCGCCACUGCUCUCUUACACCGAAACAGUCCAGAGGCCUGGCUUCGGCCCAAACGCGAACCCCAGCCAGAUCCCCUGGAACCCCGUGCAGCUCUUUGGCAACCGCUUGAGCUACCUGGAUGAGCCCAAUGAGGUCGACCCUCUGUCGCUCCUGCCGCCCUGGGUCAAGCCAUUGCCCGACAGGAUCGGCCAGGACGAGAUCAGCUACCUCCAGCGCAAGGGCGCCCUGAGCAUACCCGACCGUCCGCUGCAGAACGCUCUUCUGCAGGCCUACGUCGAAUAUGUCCACCCCUACAUGCCUCUCCUAGAGCUCUACGACUUCCUGAAUGUGAUAAACGCCGGCGACGGCCAGGGUGGCCAGAUUAGCCUGCUCCUGUACCACGCCGUCCUGUUUGCAGGGUCGGCUUUCGUCAAGAGGAAGGCCUUGGCCGAGCAUGGGUACCCCAACCGGAAGGCUGCCCGGAAGAUAUUCUUCCAGAGGGCCAGGCUUCUCUAUGACUUCGACUACGACUCCGACAGGCUUGUCCUCGUCCAGGCGCUGCUUCUCAUGACGUACUGGUACGAGACCCCCGACGACCAGAAGGACACCUGGCACUGGAUGGGCGUCGCCAUCUCGCUGGCCCACACAAUUGGGCUUCACCGGAACCCGGACAACGGCACCAUGCCCGUGCGCAAGCAGAAGCUGUGGAAGAGAAUGUGGUGGUCGUGUUUCAUGCGUGACCGCCUCAUCGCACUUGGCAUGCGCCGUCCCACCAGGAUAAAGGAUGAGGACUUCGACGUGCCCAUGCUCACGGAGAGUGACUUCGAAAUCGAGACUCUGCCCGACGACAACAAACUCCUGCCGCCUGAGUGUACCUUGAUACGUAAUACAGACAUGCAGCGAGAACUUGCCGAGAUGUGCGUCCAGAAGGCCAAGCUCUGUGUGCUCAUUAGCCACAUGCUCAAGGCUCAGUACUCGGUUCUCAUCCGUGACCGGCUUCAGCCCGAACGCACCAACACCACCAUGAUGCUCUUCCCGAACAAAUCGCUUGACAACCUGGAGUCUGUGCAGCAGGUCGACAGAGAGCUCGCUGCCUGGUCCACUGCGCUCCCACCGUCGUGCCAGUACCGGCCGCUGGUGCGGGCAGACGUCGAAGGCGGGCGGUCCACCAUUGCGGUGCAACGCAACCUCCUGCACAUGGUAUACCAGACGACAACCUCCGCGCUUCACCGCCCGCUGUUCCUGCCGACGGGGCCCCUGCAGCCGCCGCAGGCGUCCCGGGCCGUCCAGGAGAACUCGCGCGCAAAGGUCAAGAACGCGGCGACACAGAUCACGCGCAUGGCUGCCGAGAUGCACAAGUACCACCUGGACAAGUACCUGCCGACCACGGGCGUGACGGUCGUGCUGCCAGCCAUGAUUAUCCAUCUGGUUGAGUACAAGCACCAUGACCGUGAGCGGCGUGAGGACGCCCAGAGGGGCUUCGCCCAGUGUAUGGAGGUCAUGGUGAAGCUGCGCGACAUCUACGCGGCAGCGGAUUUUGCGGCCGGGUUCCUGGAGCAGGCGCUCAAGAAGGCGGCCAUCGAGCUGAACGGCGCCGUGGCGGCCGCAGCUGCCAACGCUGCGACAACGGUGUCGUCGGGUGAGAUCAGCGUCGCCACACCAUUCGCGCGCCCAGCCACGCCGCCGCCGGAUCAGACUGGCCCCGUGGUCACGGCCGCGGAGAUGGAGGCAUCCAAGUUCGCGUUCCUUGCGGCAGCGGCGUCGACGUCGCCGACCAUCGACGGACUACCGCAGCAGCUACCGCCGCAGUCAGUCAUCAUGGGCGACUCGCCGCCGCACUCGGAGCCAAGCGGGUUGACGCCGUCGAGCGGAUCUGAGCACGCACACGCUGACGUGGAGAUGACUGACAUCAGUGCAAUGGACUGGUCGAACGUCGGCGGCGCCGGCCCCGGCAUGAACAGCCUGAACCUCGACUUUGACCAGUGGCUGCAGUUCCCAGCCGAGGGUAUGAAUAACACGGAUAACUUCAACAUGGGGCUGUUUGACACUGGCGCGGCGUUCGACACGAGUCUUCCGGAUAUGUUUACACAGACUUGA